AUGUGUUUACUUGAUGUUUUACUUCUGAGAAGACACGGGUUUAGCUCUGGUUUUGUAUUCAAUAAAUUAUUGGAUUACGUACAAAAAAUAAGUGCAUAUGUCUAGCGGUUGCGUGAAUGCGAAACGGAAUGGAAAGUUUAACUUCAAUAAAAUUGGAAGAUUCCGCUGCGAUAAAGGUUGAAGAGCUUGUUAUAAACGAUGUCUUUGAUGUAAAGGGUGAAUCAAUCGAAAUUAGCGAACGUUCCUGGGAAACUAUACCGACGACGACCUCCGGAGAUGGUACACCAGUUGUGAAACAAGCGUCCGCUGCAUUAGGCAUCGUUGAUGAAGUAACUGAAACGGCUCCUACUACUGCAGCGGCUGAUAAACACGAUAACACGGAUAGUUUUAGCAACUCGCGCGCUUUGGAAGUGUACUCUCCUGCUGGCAGUGGUAGUCAACCGAAAUACAGUUGCGACAUCUGUGGAGCAUCCUACAAGUCACGUGGUGGUUUAUACCAGCACAAGCAAAUCCACACAUCCACAUCCGGUGAUCCAAAACCUCACAAAUGUGACCAGUGUAGUUCCCAAUUCGUUUAUAAGCGUAGUCUCAGUGCUCACAAAAAGAAACAUCUGCCGUCAUGUUCCAAAAUGCAGAAGAAAAACCAGGAUAAGAACACAUCCGGCAAACCGCUGUACAAAUGUGAGAUAUGCAGUAAAACUUACAUGUCAAAUCGAACACUGCAGGAACACCGUAUUAUAAAACACAGCUCGGAGCAAAUUUCUUAUAAAUGCGAUAUCUGCGGCAAUGGAUACAACAGAAAAGGAAAUCUUGCGAUACACAUGAAAAUUCACACCAUGACGACACAAUCUGCAGAAUGUGACAUAUGUGGUCAAAUUUGUUCCCCCACAUCACUACGGCAGCAUAAAAUUAUAAAACACACGUCGGAAAAAAAUUUCGUGUGUAAAGUUUGCGGUAAACAUUUCCAUUUAAAACAUAUGCUUUCGAGCCAUCUGCAGUGGCACAGCUCGGAACGGCCGCACCGGUGUCCGAUUUGUGGAAAAGAUUUUCUAUUUCAAUAUCGGCUCGCGGGGCAUAUGUUUAUUCAUAGCGAUGAGCGAGCCUUCGAAUGUGACAUCUGCAACGCAUCCUUUAAGACACCCGGUGCCUUGCAGAAACACCGAAAACAUCACAUAUCCGAUGACUGGAAAUACGCUUGUGAUAUCUGUGAUCGAAAAUUCCCCAUUAAUUAUGCUCUCACGGUACACUUAAGAACUCACACCGGAGAGCGACCGUUCGAAUGUGACAUAUGUCACAGAACUUUCACUAGACGCGGAGACCUUAAUUAUCAUAAGAUCAAAAACCAAAAGAAUUUUAAAUGUCGAGAAUGUAAUAAAAGUUUUCAUUUGGUAGCUCAAUUAACCCAGCAUCUGAAAAUGCAUGACGCCAAAAGUGCAUUGCUGUACCUAGCGGUCACGAGAAUGCGAAACGAAAUGGAAAAUUCAACUUCAAUAAAGUUGGAAGAAUCCACUGCGAUAAAGGUUGAAGAGUUUAUUAUAAGCGAUAUCUUAGAUGUAAAGGAUGAGCCAAUCGAAACUACCGGAUACUCCUGUGAAAAUAAACUAACGGCGACCGCCAGUGAUGAUACUCCAGUUGUGAAACAAGCAACUGCUGCCAUACGUAUUGAUGAAGGGACAGAAACGUCCCCUGCUGCAGCAGCUGAUGAAGACGAUAGAAUUGGUAGUUCCAGGUAA
This is a messenger RNA of Sabethes cyaneus, 1733 nucleotides long. RefSeq names its product zinc finger protein 62 homolog. The transcript has 4 exons. The coding region runs from base 117 to 1733 and encodes 538 amino acids. Lineage: Eukaryota; Metazoa; Arthropoda; Insecta; Diptera; Culicidae. Gene Ontology annotation, molecular function: DNA-binding transcription factor activity, RNA polymerase II-specific; RNA polymerase II transcription regulatory region sequence-specific DNA binding. Gene Ontology annotation, biological process: regulation of transcription by RNA polymerase II. The record is from RefSeq and is a predicted model, not a curated record. Gene Ontology annotation, cellular component: nucleus.